Penicillium argentinense is the source of this 885-nucleotide messenger RNA. Its product is annotated as rRNA-processing protein UTP11. Gene Ontology annotation, biological process: rRNA processing. Gene Ontology annotation, cellular component: small-subunit processome; nucleolus. The record is from RefSeq and is a predicted model, not a curated record. The transcript is spliced from 2 exons. Lineage: Eukaryota; Fungi; Ascomycota; Eurotiomycetes; Eurotiales; Aspergillaceae. The coding region runs from base 1 to 885 and encodes 294 amino acids.
AUGUCUUCUAUGCGCAACGCCGUUCAGCGGCGAAACCACCGCGAGCGUGGCCAGCUCGAGGGUCGUGAGAAAUGGGGUAUUCUUGAGAAGCACAAGGACUACUCGCUCCGUGCGAAAGACUACAAUGCCAAGAAGGCGAAACUCAAGCGCCUCGAGGAGAAGGCGCGUGACCGCAACCCCGAUGAGUUCAACUUUGGUAUGAUGGGCGAGAAGAACAAGGUGCAAGGACGACAUGGAAGAGGCACCGGAGGACGAGACUCGGCGGCGGCUCGUGGAUUGAGCCACGAGGCCAUCAAACUUCUCAAGACCCAAGACAAGGGCUACCUCCGUACCUCGUCGGAACGAAUUCGUCGCGAAAUCGAGCGCCUGGAGCGCGAAAUCCAACUACAGGAUGGAAUGAAUCAGACCCUUGGCAUCAAGACGCAAGACAAGCCCCCACGCGAAGAGGACGACGACGAUGAGUUUGGAGGGUUUGAUGACCUGGAUGACCUCGAUUUUGACGAGACUCCGCAAAAGAAGAAAUCACGCAAAGUGAUCUUUGCCGAUGAUCGCGGGGAGCAGCGGACUAUGAAGAACAAGCGUGUGCAGGAUGAAGAUGCCAUGGAGGAGGAAUCGGAAGAAGAAGCCGCCAAGGAGACCGUUCGAAAGACUCCCAAGCAGCUCGCCGCCGAACGGCAAGCCUUGGUGGAAGCUCGUCGUGCCCGCAAACUCCGAAAGCGGGCCGUUGAGUCUCGUCAGAACAAGCUCACUGCGCUGCGCAAACAGUUCGCUGCCAUUCAAGCCGCUGAGAAGGAGACCGACUGGCAGCGGGCCAAGAUGGACAACUCAGUUGGAGGUACAAACAAGAACGGCGUCAAGUGGAAAAUUCGCGAGCGCAAGCGCUAG